Molecule: messenger RNA, 1146 nt
Organism: Etheostoma spectabile (orangethroat darter)
Lineage: Eukaryota; Metazoa; Chordata; Actinopteri; Perciformes; Percidae
Gene: ankrd49
Product: ankyrin repeat domain 49
Molecular function (GO): protein binding
Source: RefSeq, a predicted model, not a curated record
CUGUGAGAGGCAGCAAUGUGCCGCAAGACAUUCAGUCUGCAAAAUUCAAGAAAGACGAAGAAGACGCUUGUGGUUUGUUUUGAAUACGCACACUGCAAGCAAGUGAUGGAGUUUCCUGAAGAUGUCAACCAGCUCGAUCUUCUGAAUACACAUGGUCACCUGAUCCCCCGGGGGACCAGCAGCCUGUGGACCGAAAGCGAGGAAGAGGUGGAAGAGGAGGAGGGGGACCACAGUGACGAUUGGUAUAUUGAAAAAGAAGAAACUCUCAAAGACAAACCAAAGGUGCUCAUUAUGUGGGCAGCGGAAAACAAUCGCCUUUCAACAGUCCACAGGUUGUUAACUGCUGAUCCGUUGCUGGUGCACAGCACUGAUGAGGACGGAUACACUCCACUACAUCGUGCAGCCUACAGCGGCCAUGUUGCUGUGGUCUCUGCUUUAAUUGCUGCCGGGUCUAAGGUCAACCCUCGCACCAUCGACGGAUGGACGCCCCUUCACAGUGCCUGCCGCUGGAGCCGUGUCACAGUGGCGAGCUUUCUCCUACACCAUGGAGCCGAACUGAACGCCCAGACCAACGGUGGGCUCACACCACUACACCUGGCUGCCUCCAACACCACCCCUUUCAGGACAGAUUCUCCUCGCACUUUAGAGCUCCUCCUCUCUCAGCGACACCUGAAUCCAGGGCUCCGCAGCGGCAGUGGGGAGACAGCCAGUGAGGUGGCCCGCCGUACUGGCCCACAUCAUGUCCUGUUUGAGAUGGUACAAGACUGUGUCAAUGUGGUACCUUUCUCAUAAAUGAGAAACACAGGUGCAGAUGUUCUUACCCUCUUCUUGCCUUCUUGUCAGUACAAUAUAUAGCUGGUAAAAGUUUAUUUUGCAGAUGGGUUGGAUGACUUGUUGUUUUCUGUUAAUGCAUCAUAACAAGUGUAGUUAGUGUAUCUUUGGAAUAAUAUUCUCUUUGCAUCAUUGAUCUUGAAAGUAAAUGCACACUUGUUUCUCUCUUCAUAUUCACAAAAGUGAAUCUCACUGUGAGCAAGUAUUGUAGGUUGUCUAGGUAACUGACAAGCAGCCGCUGUGUGGUACAUGCUCGAAUGCUGAGUGUCGAUUUUCUGAACUUAUGUUUUAUAAAGUAUCUUUUUCAAUGGAGAA